Molecule: messenger RNA, 5792 nt
Organism: Poecilia latipinna (sailfin molly)
Lineage: Eukaryota; Metazoa; Chordata; Actinopteri; Cyprinodontiformes; Poeciliidae
Gene: nectin1b
Product: nectin cell adhesion molecule 1b
Exons: 10
Coding region: 621-2264 (547 amino acids)
Biological process (GO): heterophilic cell-cell adhesion; homophilic cell-cell adhesion; protein localization to cell junction
Cellular component (GO): adherens junction
Source: RefSeq, a predicted model, not a curated record
AAACUGGAAAGCGUGAUCCGUUAGGCGCACUGUCAGUUUUCGAAGGAAGUUAUUAUUAUUUUUAAUAAACGGCCACAUACUUGGAGUUGCCUUCCCAGUGUUGGAAACUUCCCAACGCAGCAUCGAUCGAGAUCCUCCCGCCCACUUUACCUCUGAUCCACAAUACAGGAAGGCGGAGAGAGAGAGAGAAAGAGAGAGAGAGAGAGUUGAGCAGCCGCAGCGGUGGAUGGAGCAACAAAGGCUGGAUGGUUAAACUACAAGAGUCCCUCUGAGGAGAACUCAACAGCGCUUUCUGUCGUCGCCUGAUAUUUUCUUAACUGGAACUCUGUAUCAGCUUGGAUCUCAUUCCGGGGACCCCAUCCAGAGCAAACUCUCCAGAGCCAACCCAGCGGGGGGGAAUUCGUCGCAGACGUGAAAUUGAUGCUUUGGCACGGAGAGUCGCGCCGCCGAAAACGUAGUUUUGCGAAAGUCUCCUGUAGCCCAGUGAGGGAGAGGUAGACCAGUCUGCGGCCGAAGUGGGAUUUGCAGAAGUUGCAUGCGUGUUCUUUGUCGCCUCGAGUGAGUCCCGUCCACCCGCUCUCAGGUUAUCAGAAGAGACCCACCGGGAUAGUUGAGGUGCCAUGGAGCUGUUCGCGGGGAUGUUGGCAUUCCUGUUGUGGCUGCAGGUCCAAGCCGUACAUGGACAGAGCGUACAGAUGGACUCCAGUAAGUCCGGCUUUGUGGGCACACAAGUGGAACUGCGCUGCAUCUUCGUCAACAGCAAUCCGCCGGUGAAGAUCUCCCAGGUCACCUGGCAGAAGCUGUCCAACGGCACCAAGCAGAACGUCGCCACCGCCAACCCCACCCUGGGCGUGUCCAUCCUGUCGCCCUUCAAGGAGCGGGUGGGCUUCAAGCAGGCGGCCGCUCUCCAGCGCCACCAGAUGGAGGACACCACCAUCGUGUUCUCCAACCUGCAGCUGUCCGACGAGGCGGCCUACAUCUGCGAGUACACCACGUUUCCGGCGGGCAACAGGGAGAACAUGGUCAACCUCACCGUGUUCGCUCGACCGAUGACUCGGAUGACCCUAACGAGCCCGACGAUCGUGGCCAGGGGUAAGAAGCGCAACAUGACCGUCGCCACCUGCACUUCGGCCAACGGGAAGCCUCCGAGCACCAUCAAGUGGAGCACAUUGUUGAAGGGCGAAGCCACCUUGCAGGAGACCCGCAACCCGAACGGCACGGUGACGGUGCGGAGCAGCUACGUGGUGGUCCCGAGCCGCGAGACGCACAAACAGAAGCUCACCUGCAUCGUGACGUACCGGGGCGAGAGGAUCACAGACAGCGUGGUGCUCAACGUGCAGUAUGAACCCGAGGUGAAGAUCGAAGGGUUUGAUGGAAACUGGUACCUGAACCGUCAGAAUGUUCAGCUGACCUGCAGGGCCGACGCCAACCCCCCUGUGACGAUCUACCAGUGGAAACUUCUGAACGGCUCACUACCCAGCAACGUGGAGAUCAAAAACAACACCCUGUUCUUCAAGGGGCCCGUGACCUACGACCUGGCCGGAACCUACGUCUGUGUCGCCAUCAACGGCAUCGGGACGCGCACCGGAGUCGUGGACGUCAACAUCACCGAGAAGCCAAUGCCUCAGGGUCCCCCAGGUGGUGUUAUCGGGAUCCUUGGAGGUGUUGUUGCCAUUGGACUCAUCAUUGGUGUGGCUGUUACUGUUUUCAUGGUCCAUCGGCGGCAGCAGAAGACCCGCACAGAGACAGAUAAUGACCUCAUUGCUGUUGCUGCUGUUGCUGAUAGUUGUGUGACACAGGCUCCAGAGAAGCCAGAGUCCCCCACAAGGACUGACCUCCCACCCGCCCACAAACCAGCUCCCCCGCCUCCCAAAAAGAAGAACAGCGACAUGAAGGGACACUUGACCUCUGACGACAUCCAGGUGGUUCAUCUUGACAAAGAUGAGGAAAUGCAGAAGCUGCCUCUGCAGCCCCCGUACUACGACAUGGCGCCCUCUGAGUCGACCCCCUUCACUGAUAAACCGGAAACUGGGAAGCAACCAGAAGAGCUGUUGAACCCGGCUGAAUACAUGAGCUACCAACGAGCCUCCAACAUGGAACAAGUCCCCGAGUCCCAGUCUGCUCCGGCCUACCCGCCUGUUACUUUCCUGCCUCAGCAUCCCUACACUCAGCACCCAACCAACGAGCCCAUGUACUCCAACACCAGCUUCCCCGCCCACGCCCCACGAGCCGGAUUCACUUUCCCCAAGGAGCAAUCCGUGUGACCGUCGGCGGCGUACGCUUCUCCAAUAGCGAAGAAAAAGAGACGUGCAUCCGUCCCUGACCUUGCUUUUAUUUAUUACCUGAGCUUAGUGUAGUUGUGGGCUCUCCCCUGCCUCUGACCCCUUGUGCAUUGUGUGCUGCUUGCUCCACAGAAGCUGUAGGACCUCAGUCACCUUGUGGUUUUAGCGUAGUCGCCACCGAAUGCCUGCCUCCACCACUCGAGCCUUCACCCCGUAUGUGUGCCCACACUUCCUGUUUCUGUUGAUUGUUCCCCCACCUUUACAGUGCCUUGAAAAAAAUAUUCAUUCCCCUUGAACUUUUUCACAUUUUGCCACAUUGCAACCGCAGUAUUUAUAUAUUUGAUGGUGGCUGUAUGGUAUGGUGGACACACAACAAAUGUCGCAAUUUUUUUUUUAUUUAUUUUAUUUUAUUUCUUUGACAUUUGACGACAAAAAGUGUCGUGUGUCGCAUUCAGCUUCUUUUCCUCUAAUCUUUGUAAUGUUGAACAUCUGAAUUGUACUCAUUUGUGAAAUAGACUUUAUUGAAAAGUUGGAAGAACAAAAAAACGUUAAAAAGUUAUAGUCUUGCUUGAAAUUUGCCAUUUUCUGCCAUCUAGUGGCGGAAACAGGUACUGCAUGUGCUCCAGUCAAAUUAAUCCGUUUUGAAAGCCAGAUAUACUGUGAAACAUGGUGGUGGCAGCAUUAUGCUGACACUAUUUCAGCAGAAACCAGGUAACAGUUGAUAGAAAGAUACUAAAUGAUCUGGAGGAAAACCUCUACGACGUUCCAAAACAUUUUAUUUUGUGGUGUCAGAGUGAAUGGUGCUGACUUAAAAUGUUUGCCACACUUUUCAGACUCUUGUUUGUGAAAUUCAAACUCUUCCACUUCACAAUUACCUAAUGCAUUGUGUUGGUUGAUCAUAAAAUCCGAGUACAACACGUUUAAGGUUCUGGCUGCAACGUGACAAAAUCUGGAAAAGUUCAAAGUCUGAAUACUUUUGCAAGGAUCUGUAUUUUGUUUAUUUGCCAACAAUUCAAUCAUGUACAGAAAAAGCCACUGAAGAUUCCCUUUUUCUUUUUUUCUUUUCGUCCUCGUCCUCCCCGCAGUCGUCACUUCUCAUAGGAAUGUGCUUCUUUUGGUUUUGGUUUUGUUUUGUUGCUUGCUUAAAAGUCAUUCUAUACUGUAAAUGUGAUUGGGUGUUUCUUUUGAUGGUAAGAAAAAAAAAAAAGUAGAAAAUCUGAGCUACGACAUGGACCACCCAAUCAAAUACCACUUUCAAUUUGCAGUUUUCCAACAGAAUCUCUCGAUACUAUUCUGACCUGCUUUGCUGUUAAGAUCUGCUAUUUUGGGAGUAUUGGAACUAGAGAUGCACCGAUCAGGCUUUUUCUGACUACCAAGAUGGCUGCCUCUUUUAAUUUUUGACUUUAUUUUUGAAGAAAUACAGCAAACAAGGGAAAAUAUGUUCCCAAUUUGUUGUUAGAAAAUGAAGGAAUUACAAUUUAUCCUUUUUUUUUAUACACAGUUCCCACAAGUCUGACACGGAAGUGACCUAAGCCACUGAGCCGCCAUCUUGGUAGGCAAACACCACGGCUUUGACACCAACAAAAAGAAAGUAUAUUGAAAAAUAAAAAAGAUUGAUGAGGAAGAUAUAUCAACAAAAUAUCUUGACAGCAGAGAAUGUGGCUUGCUUGUUGUCAUAGCAACUCCAUGGCAACCGCCUGACAGUUAAGGGCACCUACCAAGAUGGCUGUCGGUUACAAAGCUACCAGAAGUGACAUCACAUGAGAACUAUGUUUGAACCUAAAUAAACUGAAUCAGUUUAUUUAGUGAUUUUUUUUUUUUUUUUUUUUUUUUUUUUAGUUUUGACUCAUCAAUAAAUUAAUAGGAAAAAUCGGGCAAAACUGGUCAAUUCUGAUCUGCAGCCAAUCGAUCGGCGCGUCUCUAAUUUGAUCGGAGCGUUAUCCUCAUUAACCAGAACAAAGAUCAAAGGGCUUGAACUCAACAGCAUCUGCUAUUUCUCUCAUGUUGGCGGUACAAACCACCAGAUUGGUAUUUCAUCGAUAUCUACCAGUAGUUGCCAAAGACAUUUGUUCCAGUCGGUUUUUGUUAAUUUGCUUCUCUUGCCAACGUUUACAGUAGAGCCACCUUAUAUUUUAACGGCAAACAGACAAACUGCUGUUGAUUAGCGACGCGCUGCACAAUCCCAGUUUACAUGAUCGCUUUACCAUAUGCUGUAUUUUCCAUAUCUUUUGUGAAGUUAGCUGGAGAUGUUGAGGCUCGUUUCUCUGUGGGUCCUUUGCACAGUUAUCAAGUAACAGGAGUUUUCGUUUUGCUUUUUUCCUCAAUGCAGGAGUAAUACGUGAAGACAAUCACAAACCUGGCUUGUCCUCAGGAAAACCAGCAGUUACUGGUUUUUACUUUGGCUAUCAUUACUAAAGAAUUGGCUUUUCCAAGGACAACCCACACAUUUAACGUAUUUAACUGUUUUUUUUAUAUAAUUUGUUCUAAUUUAUAGCCUAAAGAGUUAAAACUAGUCUGUGGUAGAACUAAACUGUAUUUUUUUAGAGAAUGCUUAGGUGUAUAAAGUAACACUUAUUUUCAGAGUCCAUUUUACAGUGUGACUUUUCAUUUCAGACCAUAAAUAAGCUAAGAUGGUAAAAUGUUUGAGCCAGUUUCAGGAUGCACUCAAGCCCUCCAGACACACAUUUGCAGAAAAACAAAAAAGUUUGCACCGUUUCGCCAUGUCCGACGUUUGUGUGGGGAGGAAAAAAAUCCGUGAAGAAACUUCCUGUGUUUGUGCUUGACGUGAAAUAAAUAAAAAACAAAAAAUCCUGACGAUGUUGAAAGGUACUUUAGUGUUUACUCAUACUGGUGGUUUUUGGAAUAGAGUUAAAACUUGUGAGACUUUCUCCUGUGCUCACCUUGUUGUCUUGCGAUGGCCUGAUAUGUGUGCUAGCGUUUAGUUUAAGCGGUGGUGUCUGCUUGGAACCGCUGAAGGACUUUGAUAUUUCUGUACCUGCUGUGUGAGGAAAAAAAAGAAAAAAAAAACACUGAAACACAUCUUUGUCUUUAUGUGACACGUUUAAUAUUAAUAAGCCCCUCCCUUUUUAUUAAUAUUUUUAAUAUUGUUGUUAAAAAUGACGUGUAAGUGCUUCUAUUUGCUGCUCACAAUGGCAUUUACAUAUAGUCGUCCGUCUGUACUCCAUUUUAAAUAUGAUAAUUGCCAGAUACGUUUUCACUCAACAUUUUUGUUCAGGAUUUUAUAAGAUUGCAAGGUUUGCAUUCUGCUUUGUUUUUUUUUUAUCACUUUACAAACAGCGAAAGCCACAUUUGUUUUCAAAAUUUGAAUAAAUUAUAGAUUUCUGAGACGUUUUAUGGCCCAGGCUUGAAGGAUGAAACUGUGAAACAGUUUAAAACCGUUUUUGUUCGUUUGCUUUACAUUUUUCAAGUUAUGUUUGAUGUAAAUAUGAACAUUGUAUCUAAUAUGUGGGGAAAAAAAUCAUGCAGUUUAACAUUAAACUUCACAAACUA